CCAGCCCACGCCUUGCUACUCGGGGACUUCAAGAGGAGCAAAGCGCCGAAGGUCCAGCCUUUCCUGCCAACGUGGCUGGCUGAGCCAAGCUGUGUAACCAGGAAUGUCACCGAAGACUUGGUGCCCAUUGAGGAUGUCCCCGAAGUCCACCCUGACCUGCAGAGGAGGCUGCGGGCACACGGCAUCACGUCCUUCUUUCCAGUCCAGGCCGCGGUGAUCCCCGCUGUCCUGGAGAGCGCAGCCGGCGGCUUUCUCGGGGGCAGGGGUGGCUACCGGCCCAGUGACCUCUGUGUUUCAGCCCCGACGGGCAGUGGGAAGACGCUGGCUUUUGUCAUCCCUGUGGUGCAGGCCCUGCUGCAGCGAGCCGUGUGCCAGGUCCGCGCCCUGGUCGUGUUGCCCACCAAGGAGUUGGCCCAGCAGGUGAGCAAAGUGUUCAACCUCUACACGGAUGCCACACCUCUGCGCGUGGCCCUGGUCACCGGGCAGAAGUCGCUGGCCAAGGAGCAAGAGAGCCUCGUCCAGAAGACGGUCGACGGCUUCCGCUGCCUGGCUGACAUCGUGGUGGCCACCCCGGGCCGCCUGGUGGACCACAUUGACCAGACCCCAGGCUUCAGCCUCUGGCACCUCCGCUUCCUGAUUAUCGACGAGGCCGACCGCAUGAUAGACAGCAUGCACCAGUCCUGGCUGCCGCGGGUGGUGGCGGCGGCCUUCCCCAGCGAGGGGGACCCGGAUCCCUUCGCUCUGCUCCAGCGACGGCAGCCCCAGGUCGUGACCGCCGCCAGCACCUGCUGCCCCCAGAUGCCACUGCAGAAGCUGCUCUUCUCGGCCACCCUGACCCAGAACCCCGAGAAGCUGCAGCAGCUCGGCCUCUACCAGCCCCGGCUCUUCUCCACGGGGCUGGCAGGCAGGGGCCCCAGAGAUGCCGCCGUGGACGGGGACUCGGGCGGGAAGUACACCUUCCCCACGGGGCUCACGCACCACUACGUGCCCUGCCGCCUGCGCUCCAAGCCGCUUGUGGUUCUGCACCUGAUCCUAGACUUGAACUUCUCAAGGGUCCUCUGCUUCACCAACUCCCGCGAGAACUCCCACAGGCUCUUCCUGCUCGUCCAGGCCUUUGGAGGUGUGACCGUGGCCGAGUUCUCCUCCCGCCACAGCCCAGGCCAGCGGAAGAGGAUCCUGAAGCAGUUUGAGCAGGGGAAGAUUCAGCUCCUCAUCAGCACAGACGCCACAGCCCGCGGCAUCGAUGUGCGGGCCGUGCAGCUGGUGGUCAACUACGACGCCCCCCAGUAUCUGCGGACCUACGUGCACCGGGUUGGAAGGACCGCCCGCGCCGGGAACACCGGACAGGCCUUCACGCUGCUGCUCCGAGUGCAGGAGAAGCGCUUCCUGCGGAUGCUGGCUGAAGCUGGGGCGCCCGCGCUGCAGCGGCACGAUGUCCCCGCCGAGCUCCUGCAGCCGCUGGUUCCCCGGUACGAGGAGGCGCUGUCCCAGCUGGAGAGCGCCAUCAAGGAGGAGCAAAGGCAGAAGGCAGCCUAGGCGGCCGGCGGGCGGACAGGACGCAGCCUGGCGGCCUCCACUGCAGUGUGCAGCCCUUGCCAGGGGCCCGGUGUGUGAGCCAAAGGCACAGGACCUCGGGGUCCCUCAGCCUGCUGCCUCCUGGGCCAGGCCCCUGGACUCUGGGCCCUGCUGUCACUUGAUUCCUUGUCGCUGCAAAUGAGGGGCCAGGAGCUGGAACCUACGUGAGGCCGUGCGUCCACACUUGUUGCUCGUGUCCGGGAGCCGAGGGCCCAGUGUUUGCUUUCUCCGUAAAAGCUUUCAGUUCUUCGGGACUCGGCCUGUGAAAUACUUUUCCUAGAACAAGAUAAAUUUUGCCUUUAAAUUUUUUAAUUUAUAAAUUAAAUUGCUAAAAUGAAA
Pteropus alecto (black flying fox) is the source of this 1914-nucleotide messenger RNA. RefSeq names its product DEAD-box helicase 51 (gene DDX51). The annotation marks the transcript as partial. Gene Ontology annotation, molecular function: ATP binding; nucleic acid binding. NCBI's taxonomy places the organism in Eukaryota, Metazoa, Chordata, Mammalia, Chiroptera, Pteropodidae. Gene Ontology annotation, cellular component: nucleus. The transcript has 14 exons. The record is from RefSeq and is a predicted model, not a curated record.